AUGGCCGACUCCUUCACCCUGCCUUUGCGCCCCAUCCUUGAGCAACGCGAUCGUCCGGAUACUCUGCCUGUGGAGAUCGCGCAAAUCAACAAUCAGUGGGGCUCUUUUCGCGAGGUGAACGAAGAUGUUCUUCGAAAGAAGAUUGUCGAGGAGGAACAAAAAGAUGGCCUGGAUGAGGUAGAGGAGAGUGACCAAGAUGUGACUGAUCUUGAUUCGACAGAGCGCUUGGAGCAACUGUACAAGCGGCGUGCCGAGAUCACUCAGUUCGCCAUGCAAGCCCACAUGGAGACCAUGUUCGCUCUCGACUUCGUCUCCCUUUUGCUUUCCAAGCAGGCCCCGCGUCAGGCCGAAACCUCCAUGUCGGCCUUCCUCAAGCAAGUCGCACCCCUCGGUUCGCUCAAUGCCGAGGUCGUGAACCCUCCCCCGAAACCAGAAUCUACAAGCAAAGAUAUAUCAACAGUAUCAAGAGGAUGGAGGAUCCAGAAUUUCAACGCGGCGGCGAACAAGCUUCUGCAGGCCGCUUCCCGACUUGAAACCGAAGUCGCGUCGGAAACUCGAUAUUGGAAUGAGGUAUUGGCUGUUAAGGACAAAGGAUGGAAAAUUUCCCGUCUCCCACGCGAAAGGCAAGCCCUAGGCGUGCAAUAUGGGUUCCUUGAAGCCACGCCAGUUUUCCGCGACCGCGGCCUUGCUUCCUUACGCCGAGCCGAGGAUGGGGCUUUGCUAUUAGACGAAGGAUUGAUCCCAUCUAAAGCCCGUUAUGUCCGGGUACGCGUGGUACAGGAUGGUCGGCUUUCGGGAAGCUCUAAACCGACGCGUUCCACGUUCGACGGGGACGGGACGAUUGAGGAUCGCAUUCUGCAGGCGCGUGAUAGUGUUUAUGAAGAGGAACUCUUCCACGAACUAGUCCGAGAAGCCCGGGCAAUCGCGAGCUUUGGCGUGACGACCCGUCAGAAUCUCAUUCAAAUUCCUGCUUCGGAUGACCUCGAAAUUUUACUGGACUUGGUUGAUACUGAUGAAAAUGCGUUGCAACCUCAAAAUGAUAUCUCACAACAAGGAACUUCUCUUGCAGAGGGGUUGGGACAUACAAUCCGGAUCUUAUUGGCAUAUGCCCACCGUCAAAACUUGCGACGUCGGACUCUACUUCCGCCGCCCCUGACCCCGAAAACGCGAUCUGUUCCCGAACAUCAACUUAUUCGGCCAGCUCUAGCUUAUAUCAAGCACAUGUCCCAUGUACGCUGGCUUCAGUCAUUACUGAAGGACCUUUUCGGUGUUUUGCAGUCGGCAAAUUUGAAGCCUCCAGCGUACAUCGCAAGAGUUUUUUCGACAGGGAAACAAAGACAAACUUCUCCUGCUCAAGCAGUGGAGACCGUCAUUGGACAGUUCCUUACUCCCUUGCUGUCUACAUUCAGUGGGAAAAUUUUGACCCCUCGGGGUUCUUUCUCAAUCUCAAUUCACACCAACCUUUCCUCACCACCCUUCGGCACCACCUUUGAUGUGUCAUUCAAUAUGCCCAAAUACCCCGACCUUGGGUCUCCUGGCAAACUUUCCCAAAGAGAAGAAGUGGAAGCCGCCAUCACCCAUCUCUUGUUGCUUGAUGUUGUAUUCACUAUCUCAUCCAACGGUUCACCAAAGUCCGAGGGUGAGAAGGACCAAGCAAAACGUACCUGGGAAGCGAUUUACCCUCAACAUGGCGAACUUCUACUCUCUCCUUCCAAACCAGACAAACGAAAAAAGAUGAAGGUUGCUCUGUCCCGUCAUGAACUGUCUAUUGAGAUCUACACCGUGCGCUGUAUCGACGGAACCGGGCGUGGAACAUGUGAGCAUCCCUCUUACCAUUCGGCGCUGCACACUUGGAAAUCUUGCCCUUUGGCUGGAUCACAUAACCAGCCCUCUUUGAUGGACUUUGUGUCCACAUAG
Molecule: messenger RNA, 1917 nt
Organism: Penicillium robsamsonii
Lineage: Eukaryota; Fungi; Ascomycota; Eurotiomycetes; Eurotiales; Aspergillaceae
Product: mediator of RNA polymerase II transcription subunit 17
Exons: 3
Coding region: 1-1917 (638 amino acids)
Biological process (GO): regulation of transcription by RNA polymerase II
Cellular component (GO): mediator complex; core mediator complex
Molecular function (GO): transcription coregulator activity
Source: RefSeq, a predicted model, not a curated record